AUGGCUGCGAAUAUGUACAGAGUCGGCGACUGCGUCUAUUUCGAGACGUCGUCGACGUCUCCGUACCAAAUCCGGCGGAUAGAAGAACUGAACAAGACGGCAUCUGGCAACGUGGAAGCAAAAGUCAUGUGCUUCUACAGGCGGCGGGACCUGCCGAACCCCCUUAUACAGUUAGCUGAUAAGCACCAACUGGCACAGUCGGAAGACUCGCCGGUCGCGAUGAAACUAAAGAAAAUUUGCCUUAAGACGCCUAUAGGCGAGGAACAGGCAGCACAGGCAGUCCUCGACCCAGCGUUAGUGGCGAUGGAGGAGGAAUCUACAGAGUUGCCAGGCACAGACGGUCUGGCGCCUAAACAGCGGCACCAGGCGAAGCAUCGCGAGCUGUUCCUGUCGCGCCACGUGGAGACGCUGCCCGCCACGCACAUCCGAGGCAAAUGCACCGUCACACUCCUCAACGAGACAGAGUCGCUGCUCAGCUAUCUCAAUAAGGAUGACGCAUUUUUUUAUUGUUUAGUAUUUGAUCCUUCACAAAAGACUUUAUUAGCAGAUAAGGGAGAAAUCAGAGUUGGAAGUAGAUAUCAGACUGAAGUAACUAAUUUAUUAAAAGAAGGCGAGGAGGAGCCACGUAACAGUGAGGAUCUGGAGACGCUAGUGUGGACGCCGGAGCACGGGCUGACGGACCGGCAGAUCGACCAGUUCCUGGUGGUGUCGCGCUCGGUGGGCACGUUUGCGCGCGCGCUCGACUGCUCGUCCAGCGUGAAGCAGCCCUCGCUGCACAUGUCGGCCGCCGCCGCCAGCCGAGACAUCACCCUGUUCCACGCGAUGGAUACGCUGCACAAGUCCGGAUACAGCAUAGAGGCGGCGCUGUCGUCGCUGGUGCCUGCGUCAGGCCCCGUGCUGUGCCGCGACGAGAUGGAGGAGUGGUCCGCCUCCGAGGCCAACCUCUUCGAGGAGGCGCUCGACAAGUACGGCAAGGACUUCGCCGACAUACGACAGGACUUUUUGCCAUGGAAGACGCUAAAGAACCUGGUGGAAUACUACUACAUGUGGAAGACGACGGACCGCUAUGUACAACAGAAACGCGUCAAGGCGGUCGAGGCCGAGUCUAAACUGAAACAAGUGUACAUUCCCAAUUACAACAAGCCGAACCCGGCGCUGCUGGCGAGCGGCGCGGGCUGCGCGGGCGGCAAGGCGGCCGUGCUCAACGGCGGCACCAACGCCACCAACGGCACGCCCGCGCCCCUGCCGCACCUCUGCGCCUCCUGCCAAGUUACGAAUUCAAACCAGUGGUAUGCGUGGGGUCCUCAACAUUUACAGUACAGACUUUGUGGCUCUUGCUGGCAGUAUUGGAAAAAAUAUGGAGGACUUAAGACGGCGGGCGUGUUCGGCGAGAGCGAAGCGGAGGCGGUGAAGGGCGCGCGCGACGGCGACGAGACCGCGCUGUCCGCCUCGCACCGCCCGCACCGCUGCACCGUGCUCAACUGCGCCAAGGAGUUCAAGCUGCGCGCGCACCUGGCGCGGCACGUGGCGACGGCGCACGGCGCGGGCGAGGGCGCGCGGCCUGUCAUGAAGACGCGCGCCGCCUUCUACCUGCGCGCCUCGCCCUUCACGCGCCUCGCCCGCCGCCUGGCGCGCGCGCUGCGCCGCCCGCGCCACUACGCGCGCAACCCCUUCGCGCCCAUCAACCUGCACCAGGUCAAGCACGACUGCACGCUCGCGAUGGCGGGGGCGGGCGCGGGGGCGGGUGCAGCGGGCGCGGGCAGCGCGGGGGCGGCGCGCGCGCGCGGGCCGGUGGGCGCGGUGGCGGCGCGGCUGGCGGCGGCGCACGGCUCGGCGGCGCCGCGCGCGCAGGACUGGCUGGCGCUCACGCCGCGCGACCGCAUGCCCGCGCCGCACCACGUCGCCUUCCCCAAGCCGCCCAAGGCGCCAGAUGGCAGCCUAAUGUACGAGCGCGUGGCUUCGCGCGCCGAAAUAGAGGCACGACGCAACGAGCCAGCGCCCGCGCCUCCGCUCAAACGUCGCGCCUACGACGACUUCAAUGGACUCGACAGCGCGGGCGCGGGCGCGGGGGCGGGGCGCGAGGCGGGCGCGCCGCCGCCGGCCAAGCGGCCCAACAAGCACCCGGCGCCCAUGCAGCGGCCGUCGCGCGAGCAGUACGCCGCCAUGUGCGCGCGCGCGCAGGCCACCGGCCAGCCGCUGCCCGCGCACGUCUUCACACACGUAAACGGCAAGCCGACGAACCUGACAGGUCGUGGCGGCCGUCGUCAUGUCAUCUCGUGGAUGGAUGCACCAGAUGACUUAUACUUCAGAGCCACAGACAUCGCCAAGGCGGGCCGGCGGACGCUGAGCAGCGGCGAGCUGAGGCGAGGAGCGCGCGCGCCGUGGCGGCCCAUGCGGGGCGCGGGCGGCGCGGCGGGGGGCGCGGCAGGGGGCGCGCUGCCCGCCGCCGCCGGCAAGGCGGCCGCGGGUGCGCCGCCGCUGCAGCUCGUCAUCCUCGACUGA
Molecule: messenger RNA, 2502 nt
Organism: Parnassius mnemosyne (clouded apollo)
Lineage: Eukaryota; Metazoa; Arthropoda; Insecta; Lepidoptera; Papilionidae
Source: the annotation of a GenBank genome assembly